Acanthopagrus latus (yellowfin seabream) is the source of this 5559-nucleotide messenger RNA. Its product is annotated as fibroblast growth factor 6-like. Gene Ontology annotation, biological process: cell differentiation; positive regulation of gene expression; regulation of cell migration. Gene Ontology annotation, molecular function: growth factor activity; fibroblast growth factor receptor binding. The record is from RefSeq and is a predicted model, not a curated record. Bases 272 to 898 code for a protein of 208 amino acids. Gene Ontology annotation, cellular component: cytoplasm. Lineage: Eukaryota; Metazoa; Chordata; Actinopteri; Spariformes; Sparidae. The transcript is spliced from 3 exons.
AGAGAGAGGGAGAGAGGGAGAGUGAGAGACGCGGAGGAGCUGCAAAACAUGGUAAUCACCACCACCAACAUCACCAUCACCAUCACCUCCAGCUCUGCCGCGCACUCUCCCGUCUCCUCUCCUCCUCUGCACCGGGGCUUGCGUUUCAUGCCCAAAGCCCUGAUCCGCGCUCCAAAAAUAACCCUCAGCCAGCAUGCCGAAGGAAGCAAAACAAGAAGAGCGGUAUUUUUAGGGUCAUUAAUUUUGACCACGUGGCCCGAAGGUAAACCGGAUGGCCGUUGCGCAAAGGCUCCUCGUCAGUAUGUCCUGCGAGGCCGGCACGCCGCACUGGACGCUGACCGCGGUGGUUCUCCUGGGCUUUCUGCUGGGGAUCGUGUCAGCGUACCCGUUACCGAGCGGCAGGACAAACGCAACUUUACUGGAGAAACGAUGGGAGACCCUCUUCUCCCGCUCUGUACUGGGGAUCUCCGGGGAGAAACCGGAGCUGAACUGGGAGAGUGACUAUCUGCUGGGCAUCAAAAGAGUGCGGAGGCUCUACUGCAACGUGGGCAUCGGGUUUCACCUUCAGGUCCUCCCCGACGGCAGGAUAAACGGUGCACACAAUGAGAACCAGUACAGUCUCAUAGAGAUCUCCACGGUGGAGAGAGGAGUGGUGAGCCUGUAUGGGGUGAAGAGUGAGCUGUUUGUCGCAAUGAACAGCCGUGGGAGGUUAUACGGAACGACAGUCUUCCAUGACGAGUGCAAGUUCAAGGAGAGCUUGCUCCCGAACAACUACAACGCCUACGAGUCUCUGGUCUACAGAGGCUCCUACAUAGCACUCAGCAAGCAUGGCCGUGUGAAGAGGGGCAACAAGGCCACCACUGCCAUGACUGUAACGCACUUCCUACCCCGAAUAUGAUGAGCAAAAACUGGCAAUAACAAACUUAUUUGCACAUGAGGAUUUAUCUCCCAGGUAACAUAAAUACCGUAUACGUACGUACAAAACACAAAAGACAAAGUGGACUGUAACAGGAAAGAAAUUCAACUAUAUCUGAUAGUAUUUAUUCAAACUUUAUAUGUAUAUUUGGGUAGCUUACUUUGUAUUAGAAACGAUGGAAAUGCCAUUCUUUGCUGCUUUUAUGAUUUUCAUCAUUUUGUGAUAUGAAGGGGAUGGAGGGGCGUCAGUGGUCCCCUCAGUUUAUAUGGGUGCUUGCUAGAAUUGGCUGAGUCCUUUGCCCUGUCAGCGGAUGUCAGUUCAUCCUUUUGGAAAUGAAAUGGAUACGUUAUUACCUCAAAGCACCAAAUCCUGAGAAGAGGAGGAGGAGGAGGAAGAAGAGGAUGAAGAGAAAUGUGUGCAUGAAAUUUCUACAGAAGAAGAAUGCCUGUUUACUUCAAAUGUUUUGUUUUUUUUUCUUGUCAUCCAUCAAGGACUUUUCCCAUCCUCCAUGUUUUUUCGACUGUCACUGUCAGGGCAACUAGAGCACUUGCGAAAAAACAUGGCGGUGGUUUUUUGUUUCUUGCUUCGUCAUGAGGUGGCGGUGCCUUGAAUUCCUACUUGCGGCCCCCUUUACCCUAGCAUGCGAGAAACGUGGUGCCCGAGUCAGAAAUAGGAAUGAAGCGCAAGUCAUCACUCCCUCAGACACCACCGGGGGGCUUUAGCCCAAUUCCUAGAGGGCCAGAGGUUUCUCCACUUUAUUUUCUUUCCAUAAUUAGAUCAAUUAAGUAAUUGAGACUCUAUGCUGCACAGGACCCACUGGAGCCUCUUGUUAAUAUGGAAAGCUAGAUUUAGAGUCAGCACUCACCCCCAAACCCCCCCACCCCCCAACACCAUGUCCAAGGGAGCUUUGACAAUCCCAGGUUUUACUUUCACAAAUUUUGUAGCCGGAUCAUCGGGCCAGAUUGGGUGUGCGUGACUGUUUACUGUAUGUGUGGGCAUGCUUUUAUAUAAGUAUGCUCGGUUUGAGAGCUGCUUCAUGUGAAAGUUUUUUUUUCUCUCUCAUUGUGGGAGGUCAAGGGGGCGUUUGUGUAACAGAAUAUCAUAGACCUGACACUAUGAAGCAAAAUGUCCUCCAGUGUCUGUCUCCUGUAUGCUGUACUGUAUAUCCCUCCUGUUCAAAUUGAGUCGGUGCAAACUGUUGCAUCUGGUCUGUAGCACUGGGUUUUUGUUUCCUGUCGACACGCUAUUUCGUGCUAAUUUAUUUGACUUUAUUUAGCAAACUUUGUAGCAAAAGUGGCGAUGGGAGCUGUUUGACUUUCACACUGGUUUAAUGAUAUUUGGCACUUAUAGAGACGCGUUAGUGCAGAGAUGAAGUUGCAGCCAAUCCACUGUAAAUAGGUUGGCCUGCUGCUUCUGAUCUGUAAAUGACACUUCAGGUAACUUGGCCUGUCUGACGUUUAGUUGUGGCUGGCGCUUAUUGAUCCCAGAUCUUUUUGAAGGUGCAAUAUCUAAGAUUUGGCCACCUGUCAAAUUCAUACUCAAACAAUCAGAGUAGCCACUAACUGUGGCUGCAGUUAGCUGGUAGGCUCAGUUGGACAUACCUCUAGUGGUCUGGACUGGGAGCUUGGAGUGGGACUGGACUGUUGUAUUCCACCACAAGCACAGGAGUGUUGGACAGGGGCGGGCAGGUGCUAGCUGGUUAGCAUGUUUGAUUCAGUAGAUAUUUCCGUGACGAGAAAUGUAGAUGUCAUAGCGUCACUGUUACAUUUCACAUUCUGUUCAUUAUUUUAGUCAAUUUGUGAAUGUUUUCAACAAGAAUUCUUACAUAUUGCACCAUUAAGCUAUUUGUGCAUGAUUCAGAUUGGUCACUGAGUCACAGUAUGGCUUCUUGGGAGAAAAAAAAAGGAGCAAUGUUGCAGAAAGCAUUGAACCAAAGGGUUAUAUUAGUGAUGUUAAUUUAGGCUUUGUAUAAUGCAACAUACCAUACUUGAAUUCAACAACUGCUUGUGCUCCUCUCUGAUAGUUUUUCAUUGUUGGGGAGGAAGGGGGGGGCAAAGAGCAAGCAAAGUUGAAGGUAGCAAUGAUGCACAGAGGACUUAUAUGGGACUCUGCACGUGGCGCUGGUUGUUUGUUUAACUUGGUGAGGAUGUGGAUAAUGUGGGGUAAAAUACCUGGGCAUCAGACUGGUGGGCCCCCCUUGUCUGUCGUUGUCAGACCGGACAGUCAGGGCCCUGGGAUUCCUGUCCCGCUCAUCUGAGCCAUUUUUGUACCAAGGUCAAAGAUGUGGGAUUUCUGUGCUUUGUGUUACCGAUGUAGGUGUGUUUUCUGGUCCAUCUCAAUGACUUGUACCUUGUUGUUGUAUGGAGCUUUGCACCUGUUGCGCCGUUUCUUGCUCAAGACAAAGCUGGUCGUCUUGUCAUGUGCAACGAGUCUAUUUAAUGUUCAAAUGGUGCGACUGAGCUGGGUUUUUAAUGAUUUUCAAUUCACUUUCAGUACUUGACCUGCAAUAUUCUGUAAGUAGCAAACCACCAGUCAGGCUAGUGUGGCAAUGUAUGAUUUUAAAAAAACUAAAGUAGCAAGGUUGUGUUAUACAUACUGUUUAUGUUAUAUUUUACCUCAUGCCCUUUCUAACAUUACUGCAACACACUGACAAAAUGUCUGUGAGCGAUGGUUUACGUGCCCUUUAAGCUCCAGCUGAUGUCUAGUAGCAGAGACGAUUGUGCAGCAUCUUGUCCGAAUGAGUGCCCAUGUAGGCAUGUGUGUGUCUGUGUGUUUGUGUGUGUGUGUGUGUCCAACUGAGCGCGCUCCUGUCAUGUUCUGUUUCUGCCAAAGCGACAGUAGAGAUGGUAUCAGAUCAAUUUACCUUGAGUCAGGAAUAACAGGGCAUUGUCUGACUGUGCAAGCAGGAGAGGAUAAAGACGAGAGGGAUGGAAAAAGGCAACACAGAAGCUUCUGAGGGGGAAAAAUAAAGCACUGACUGUGGUUUGAGCUGGUAGCUAUGUAGCAAAAGGUCACUGAAAAAGAAUCUAAUGCUUCCAGGAAAGGGACAAUUCAAAGAGGUUGUCUGGUGGACUGAAUACUGUGAUCCAAGAGAGCAACUUGACACUCCCAGGACGUUUAUUGUGAAUGGGGGAUUUUUUUUUCUCUCCUUUUUUUGACUGGUCAGCAUUUAUCACAUCACCAUGAUCAGAAAAUGAUCACCCGUAGCUUUUUUCCAGGACUGAUUUUGUGGCGGUGAGGAAUAGGUUGGAAAUGUAUUUUGGCGAAUUUGUCAAAAUAUAGAAAAGGUGCAAAUUUCUUUUUUAUUUUAUUUUUUGUUUCAACUUACGGAGCAGGGGUGGAUGUUGUUUUCCCUCUGCUACGUGUUCAUCAGAAUGAGCUAACAUGCAAGAUCAAAAGUGUUUUUGAUGACGACGUGUGUCAAUUACUGUAUGUCAUUUCUGAUUUAUAUCAUGGUGUGUUUCAGAGGACACUGUCAGCACAGCAAGCAUUGAGUUGAAUGGCAGAAUGGGAAAUGUAAAGCUACAAUGGCUACUCUAGUAGGACACCUGAAAAGUUGUUUACACCAAAGGAAAAUUAAGCUUGGUGUCAGAUUUUGAAAGCCUCAGAAUUGAAAAAUGAAAGGAAACAUCCCUCUGUUAUAAAGUCUACAACCUCCGCAUGUUUCAAGGCAGAAGUUGUGCGAUGUAGCAGUAACAGAGAGAAGGUAGUUAAUGGUAAGAAGAAUCACCUUUCACCAUUAACCCUUAUUUCCUUGAUUCCUUUAUUAUGCAUAUGGAGUUCUGAACAGACUAAGUAUGAGUCACCCCAGUUGAUUAAGGAUCCAGUGUCUGGAUUUUGCCAUUGUGCUUAUCAUACCUGUUCAGCUGGUUAUAAAAUGUGUUGGUUCACAGGGAACUGGAGGUCUGUGGGAGGAUCUGGGAUCAGACUUGUGAGUAUGAAUGUGUGUGUGUGUGCGUGUGCGUGUGCGUGUGUAUGUGUGUGUGUGUGUGUCCCUGUGUGCCGGCAGCCUUUGUGUUUCUCUCUCAGUUUUCUAUUCCUGCACUGAGGGGAGAGUGCUUCCUCUGAGUCCCCCUCCUCUUUUUUAACAUAUACCUCACCUUCUGCCUUAGUUCCGAUUAUUGAAAUGAUUGUAAAUUAGUUUGAAACAACAGACUUCUCCAAUCAUUUGUUUCUGAAAAAAUAUGAUGACGAGUAAGUAAAAUACUAUAUUACAAAUGGUUUUCCUUUUAUUUUUGUACGUAUGUGCUGUGCACAGCAGUCAACUGUAUUCCUGAGAUGGUAAUAAAAGACGUUUUGUAAAAGCUGUUGUUGAAUGCUUUCAAAAUGUGCAUGGUUCCUCCGUCAUGCUCGUUCACCCAGAAAGACGCAGGUUAUUGUAGGAACUCUUACGCUCGGCGCAGGGCGGCGCGCAGCGGAGCACGUUGUGAUAAUAGCAAAUGUACCUGCGCCCACCUGUUCGCCCCUGGGCGCGCUGGUCGUGUUGAAGUGUGUCCAGGCGCACUGAUAAUGGAUUGAUAUCUUAAGGCAGCAGAAAAGACCACAGACCAACGAAAAGCUGGUCUGAAGUCAAAGGCGCAGUGUGUUUCCUGCUAUUUAAAGGACGCAUUAGAUGCGCCUACACAGCGGCCACACACUGAUUU